Paramecium tetraurelia is the source of this 16818-nucleotide messenger RNA. RefSeq lists its product as uncharacterized. The record is from RefSeq and is a predicted model, not a curated record. Gene Ontology annotation, cellular component: nucleus; membrane. Gene Ontology annotation, biological process: signal transduction. NCBI's taxonomy places the organism in Eukaryota, Ciliophora, Oligohymenophorea, Peniculida, Parameciidae. The transcript has 4 exons.
AUGAAGAAGUUAUCAGUUUACUUCUUAUUGAUAUUGAUGAUUGCCAUGACAUGUAAUAGUUGUUUAACCAAAUUAGUUUAAGAGCAAAUUAAACUUGGAAGCUAUGUUCAAAUGCAUGAUCUAGAAAAAGUGGGUUCAAUGGAGUUCACCAAUCUAAAUUGUGACUAAGACUUACUUAAAUUGCAGCAAUCCUUACAAACUUGGAUAGAAAUAUUAAAAAAUAAAGAUUAUUUAGAGGAUGAUGUGAAUAAUCUAUCAGCAUUGAAACUCGUUAUUGCAAAUAUAAAAAACAAUCAGAAUCCAGAAUUGCCAAAACUCUUCUAAUACAAGCAAUCCUAUGUUGAACUAGUAAAUUCAAUCGGUUCAACUGAACAAACAGCAUUUGAUUAAUGGAGACAAGAAGGACCAUACAAGCUAAUUCAAUCAAUCAAUCUCAUUGAACAAGCUGAGUCAUCCUAAGAUAUCCUGGAGUAUUGCACUCAACUUGAUUCGAUGAUCAAUCUUCUCAUUAAUGAGAGAGAAGAAUUAAAGCAACAAAUUAACACAUCACAAUUGGUAGUUGACUAACUGGAGCAAAAGUCAAAGGAAGUGUAACAAGCACUUGAGCAAUGCAAAUUACAAUCAUAAUAAAAGCCAUAAGUCAAUCAGCCAGAAAUCUAGUAGCCAAUUAAAAUUGAAGACAACGGAUUAAUACAUGAGUCAUCUGUGGAUCAGGAGAAACCAGUAUUUGAAAACACUAUAGAAAAAGAGUAAGAGUUCAUAGAAUAUGGGUAUGGAUAUUGGUCAAGAUUUUUGACUCUCUAUCCAAAACGAUUAGAAAAUGGAAAGGAUGCACCUUGGUAUUUUUUAAGUAGAUUAACUUCAAAUAAAAAUUAUUAAAAUAUUGCUAUGAAUGACAGACUAUUGGCAAUAUGGUUAGGCUAGGGAUUCUAUCAUUUCACUACAUGUGAUGAAAUAUAGAAUCAACCCAAUGUAGUUUAAAAUAUCAAUCAUCAUGAUGACAUUGAAGGGUAAUGGACUUAUAUUUAUUAUUCAUACAAUUCUGUUUCAAAAUAAGCAGUUGCAAUUAUUCAAUAUGGUCAAGAAUAACCAUAAUAAAUUACUCACAAUGUUCUACAUACAAAGUCUAAAUACUUAAGAUUCCUAGUUGGUGGUAAAGACAAUAAUUAAUAUCCUGGAUUCAAUGGGUAAUUUUCAUCAAUAUUCUUAUCAACAAAUCCUGGUGUCUUUAUUUCUACUAUUGCUAAAUUUAACGAAUCAUUCAAGUCAGUGAAAUUACCAACUCAAGAUUUUGAAUCCAUAUUUAGAGUUUAAUUGAUAGAUUAAGAAGUCACUAGAAAUCCUUCCCUUGAAGGAGAUUACAUGGCAGUUGGAGGAGGAACAAAGAAGUUUCCUCUUGAGUAUUCAAUUAGUGGUUGGUUCAAAUGGGAAGAGAUUGUUUAAUAAGUGUGGCAUUCAGUCUUUAGAGUGCAAAUAAACAAACCAUCAACCGAUAAGUUUCUUGGAGACAGAACAUUGUGUAUGUUCAUAGGAACAGCAUAAGGAGGAAUAUUCCAUUUUCCUACUUAUUCAUAUUAAAACAUGAAGGGAGAGGGAACUUCCAAUUUAGUCAAUAACAUUCAUCACAACAACAAACAUCUGGAUUGGUUUUUUGUGUAUUUUGGCUAUUCAAAGAAACUAAAAAAGGCAUUUGUAUAAGUAAGAUUGUCAACUGGAAUCGAAACCUUAGAAUACAAUGAUGUUAACCAUUAUUAUACACCUCAAUUCCAUACUUAUGUCGGAAAAGAUGAGCAUUUUCCAGGCUUCAAUGGUAAAAUAGCAUAUGUAAAUUUUGUUCUUGGGUCUGGCUCUUAUAGAAAUAAACCAGAUUUCAUUAUAAAGGAUGACUUAUUUGGUUAUGAAGUUGGAGACACUAAUCUCAUAAAAAAAGUCUAGAAAGUGAAUGAAUAGAAAAUACCAGCUGAUGAUGUUAAAUUAGAAGAGCCCAUCAAACCUGAAGAAGUGAAACCAGCAUUCUAUGAUAACGAAGAUAGGGAAGUAUCUUUUGAAUCUACGGCACCUGUGCUUGAAAAAGAAUAUGAAGAUUGUCCCUAAGUUUAUGGGUAUGGAUUUUGGCUUAGAUUUAUGCAUGCUUAUCCUAAGAGGCUACUGUAGGGUAAGAACGCCCCUUGGUAUUUCAUUUCUCGAUUGACAUCUAAUAGAAAAUAUGAUAAUGUGUAAAUGGGAGAUAGACUACUAGCUAUAUGGUUGGGACAAUCAUUCUAUCAUUUCACCACUUGUGAUACACAAAAGAACGAAGCCAAUAUAAUAUCAAAUAUUGAUUAUCCAGCAGAUAUUGAGGGUGUUUGGACCUAUAUACAUUAUUCAUAUAGUAAAUAAACUCAGAUGGCUAAUUCAUUUAUAAGAUAUUCAUAAUCUGAUAUUUAAUCCUCAAGUGUCUAAGUUUAACAUCCUGACGUUGAUUAUUUGAAGUUCAUUUUUGGAGGAAAUGAUUAAAAUAGAUAUCCAGGAUUCAAUGGAUUCAUAUCUAAAAUUAUGAUUACCAUUUCUAAAGAUAACUUUCUUUCAACCAAAGACGAAUUCAUAACAUUUGUUUCUAAAUUAGAACAACCUAAGAUUGGUCUCACUGAUUUCACUACCUAUUAAUUGAUUGAGAAUGAAACUCAGCGAUAAGAUUCUGAUGAAUCUCUUGUUAAAACCUUAAAUGAUAACAAAUAGAGAUUCCCUCAGGAAUAUGCCAUGAGUGGUUGGUUUAAAUGGAUUGGACCUUAGAGAACUCCAUGGCAUAAUAUUUUUAGAGUCUAAAUCCAAACACCUUCUACAGAUAUUUAUUUGGGAGAUAGGACUUUAAGCAUGUGGCUCGGUUCAAUUGAAGGAGGGGUCUUACACUUCCCAACUUAUACAUAUGAUAAUACUAAUUCCAAGGGCAAUCCUAACUAUUAUAAAAAUAUCAAACACAAUCAAAGACAUUUGGAAUGGUUUUAUGUGUAUUUUGGAUACUAGAAGUCAACUAAACUAGCAUAUGUUUAAGUAGCUUGGCCUAAAGACACUCAAGAUAUAUUGUAUUAAAAUAUCAACCAUUAUUUGACUCCUUCCUUUUACAUUUUCGUGGGAAAAGAUAACUUUUACCCAGGACUAUCAGGCAAGUUAGCAUAUGUCUAUUUCAGCCUUGGUAAUGGAUCAUUUAAAAUGAAAAAUGAAAUUACAGAUGUCGUUGAGUCUUAUUUGAAAGGAAAUGUGGUUAUAAAACCAUAGAUUUCUAAUUCUUAAAAAAAAGAAUAAGAACAAUCUACUUAAGAAAUUAAAUAGGUUAAUUCAGAUAUUAAAGUAGUUAAUCAAGAAGUUAAAUAAGUUAAUUAAGAAAUUAAACAAACUAAUUAAGAAGAGAAAUAAACUACUUAAGAAACUAAAUCAGUUAAUCAAGAAAUUAGAUAAAAUAAUUCAGAAACUCAACAAAUUAAUUAAGAAACUAAAUCAGUUAUUUCAGAAACUAAAUCAACUAAUCAAGAAACUCAGUAAGUUAAUCAAGAAACUAAAUAAACUAAUUAAGAAGUGAAAUAAACUACUUAAGAGACUAAGUAGAUUAAUUAAGAAACGAAAUAAACUAAUCAAGAAACUAGAGAAGUUAGUUAAGAAACUAAAUAAGUAAAUUAAGAGAUCAAAUAAACUACUUAAGAAAAUAAGCAAGUUAAUCAAGAAGUUAAAUAAGAAACAUAAUAAGUCAAUUAACAAACUAAAUAAGUGAGUUAAGAGACAUAACAAACCAAUUAAGAAACUAGAUAAACUACUUAAGAAGUUAAAUAAACUAACUAAGAAUCUAAAUAAGUUAAUUAAGAAGUGAAAUAAACGACUUAGGAAACUAAAUAAACUAAUGAAUAAACUAAAUAAACUAAUGAAUAAAUUAAAUAAUCUAAUGAAUAAAUUAAAUAAGCUACUUAAGAAACGAAAUAAAUUACCUAAGAAAUUAAAUAAGUUGAUUAGAAAUAAUAAACAGCUGUUCCUUAUGAUCAUGAUACUAUUAAAGAAGGCUAUUCAGAUACACCAGGAUUAAAACCUGGAAAGAUUGAUCAAUCAGAAUAGUAAGAAUGUUAAGAAUAAACAAAUGACAAAGAUACUCCCCUUGAUCGACCAAUUGAAAAGAAGUCUGUAAGUCGUACAGUUUAACAGUAAGAAUAAACGUCAGAAGAAGCUUAAGCAAUCAUUAUAGAUUCCAAAGUUGAUUAAAGUUUAAGUAAUUCUGAAUAAAACUAAGAAAUAAUUAAGAAAGUAGAUUAAAAAGUUGAGUCAAGUCAAAAUAAUGCUUAAGAAACUGAAUAAGUUACUUCAAAGGUAACUGAAACUACUUCCUAAACUAACUCAAUAACUUAGUAAACAAAUGAUUAAUCUUCUAUUACAAAUAAAUAAACCUAAUAAACCAAUGAGACUAUUUAAUAAAAUAAUAAAACAAUAUAGGAAACAAAUGAAUCCAUUUCUUAAAAUAAUAAAACAGUUUAAGAAACAAAUGAAACCACUUAAUAAAACAAUAAGACAAUUUAAGAAACAAAUGAGACUGUGUAAUAAGUUAAUAAAGCAUAAUAAGAAACAAGUUAAUCUACUUAAUAAACUACUUAAUAAACAACUUAAUAAACUACUUAAUAAACAACUUAAUAAUCUACUUAAUCAACACAAUAAUCCAAUUCAUAAACAACUGAAUCAACAUCAACUUAAACAAACUAAGAAAUCAAUUAGACUUCUUAAUAAACUGAUAAAACUACCUCAGAAAUAAACGAAUAAUCAUAAGAAUAACAUGAUUUCAAAAUUAUUGAUCAUAAAAACGAAGAAACAAUUGAUUAAUAAACUAUAGAUAUGCCAACAUAAGAGGAUGACUAUUGUGUUUAAGAUUAAGAUGAUGAAUUAGAGGAUGUUAAGGAAAUUAAGAUUAUUCCAGGAUAAACCUAUGAAAAUUAAAUAUCAAAUGACAAAGAAGGAAAAAAUCCCAUAGUUGACUAAGGAAUAACUGUGGCAAAUAAUUAUCAAGAAUAUGGUUAUGGUUUUUGGAUGAGAUUCUUAACAUUAUACCCUAAAGAGCUAAUCAAAGGAAAGGAUGCUCCUUGGUACUUCAUAAGUAGAUUGACAAGAAAUAAAAAUUACGAAAAUAUUAAGUUGGGUGAUAGAGUAUUAGCAAUAUGGUAAGGAGCAGGAUUUUACCAUUUCACUACUUAUGAUACUGAUGGAUUAAAGCCUAAUGUUCUAUUAAAUAUUGAUUAUCCAAAUGAUAUUGAGGGUGUGUGGACGUACAUUUAUUAUUCGUACAGUACAGAACUUGAAUAGGCUGUUGGACAUAUAAAAUUUGGAAAUUAAAAAUUCACCACUAUAAAGUAAAAUGUGAAGCAUGCUCCAACCACCUAUUUGAGAUUCAUUUUAGGAGGUAACGACUAGAAUAGAUUUCCAAGUUUCAACGGAAUUUUCACUAAAAUAACUUUUGGCAUAAAAAAGGGAACUUUUCUUCAGACAUCAGAGUAGCUAAUAAUGAAAUUAAAUAUUCAUGAAGUGCCUUAGUAAAUUGGGGAAGUAGCAUAGAGUGUGAGGAUAGUAGAAAACUAGGAAGCAAGAACUUCAGAGAAUAUGUAUGAAUAUAAGGAAAUAAAGAAUAAGAAAGUUAAGUUUCCCUCAGAAUAUGCGUUGAGUGGAUGGUUCAAAUGGUCUACAUUGAUGGAAAAGGAAUGGCAUAACUUAUUCAGAAUAUAGAUUAGAAAGGAAUCCACGGAUAGUUUCUUGGGAGACAGAACAUUAUCAUGUUGGAUUGGAAAGACAUAAGGUGGUGUGUAUCAAUUUCCCACUUACACGUACACGAAUAUGAUUGGUAACGGAAAUGCAAACUUAUAUAAAAAUAUCAAUUUAAAGGAUAGACAUACAAAAUGGCAUUUCAUCUAUUUUGGAUAUUCAAAGAUCAAGAGUUAGGCCAACGCUUAUGUAAAAUGGUAAGAGGAUGAAGAUUAAAUAUUGUAUGAGAAUGUGAAUCAUUAUUAUGUCAAAAGAUUAUAUGCAUAUGUUGGAAAGGAUAAGUUUUACCCAGGGUUGAAUGGUAAGAUGGCAUAUGUGGUUGUGAAUUUUGGAUUGGGUGCUUAUAAGAAUCAGAGGUAAUUUGAUGAAGAGAUUUUCAAUUUCAAUUUGGGAGUGAGAGAAUUGAUUAAACGUACUUAGGAUGUGUAAUUUUAACCAUCAAUAAGCUAAGAAAAAAUGGAGUAGAGUGGAUUUGAUUCAGAUUAGGCUAGUUUUGAACAGGAGGAAAAUGGUGAGAGACCAUUUAUGUAAUAUGGUUAUGGUUAUUGGAUGAGAUUUUUGACACUCUAUCCAAAGAAACUAUUGAAUGGUAAGACUGCACCUUGGUAUUUUGUGUCAAGAAUGACAUGGAAUAAGAAUUACAAUGAUAUAAAUAUGGGGGAUAGAGCUUUGGCAGUAUUCUUGGGAAAAGGAUUCUAUUAGUUUUCUACUUGUAAUUUGAUUACUAAGAACACAAAUCAAGAGUAGAGAAUUACUCACCCAGAUGAUAUCGAAGGAGUCUGGACAUUUGUCUAUUAUUCAUAUAAUAAGGAAUUAGGGAAGGCUGUUGGAUUUAUGAGAUUUGGAAAUGGCAAGUUUUAAUAGAUUUAGCAUACACAGGUUACACAUUAAGAUACUAAAUAUUUAAAAUUAAUUGUAGGUGGAACUGAUAAAAGAAGAUAUCCUGGAUUCAAUGGUCAAUUUGCUAAGAUAUCAUUCUCAUCAAAAGAAGGAUCUUUUGUGGAUUAGGAGAAGGUUCUGAAAUCUUAUACACUUGAGAAAAGAGUACAGAAAAUUGUAACAAUGAAUGUGUUGGGAGAUUAAUAGUAGAGGAAAACAGGGGAUGAAGGAGUUUUUGCUCAAAGUGAUAAAGUGGAUUUGCCAACCGAAUAUGCUAUUAGUGGUUGGUUCAAAUGGCUAUAGGUGGAUAAAUAGGAACCUUAGCAUAGCAUGUUCAAAGUGACAAUCAGAAAUCCUUCAGAUGAUCACUUAGGAGAUAAAACCUUAGUGGGUUAUGUAGGAACAAAUGAGAUUUAGUUUUCUACUUAUAGUUUCGAGAACAUGGAUGGAAGUGGUAAUAAAGAUCUACAAAGAAGGAUCGAGCAUAAGAAUAGGCAUUACAGAUGGUUCUUUGUUUAUUUUGGAUAUUAACAUGAGACAUCAACAUGUCAUGUCCAUAUUUAAUGGUCGGAUGAGAUGUCUUAGUAGGGAUUCGUACACAUUAAUCAUUAUUUGACAAAUCAAUUUUACAUCUAUGUUGGUAAAGAACCUCUUGUUGCUGGGUUCAAUGGAUUGAUUACAUAGGUCAAAUUCAAUAUGGGUGAAGGAGCAUUCAAAUAAAGUACUGAUUAUAAGGAUCAGGACAAUAUAUUUGGUUUUGAUUUAUAAACAAUUAGGAAGGAAGUUAAAACAUUUGAUAUCACUAAAUCUAAGGAGAAAAUUAUGAUAGACUCAAAUAGUGAUGAGGAAUCUAAUUAUCUGAAAGUGUUCAAUAAAGAUGAGUUGGAUGAGGUCUUUGAAUAUGGAUAUGGGUUUUGGUUAAGAUAUCUAAGGAAUUAUCCAAAAGUGUAAAUUGAAGGAUUAAAGUAGGAUUGGAGUUUCAUCAGUAGAUUGACUAAGAAUGAUGUUUUGCAAGAUCUUACAUUAGGAGACAGAACACUGGCAAUUUGGUUGGGCAAAGGGUUCUAUCAUUUUACUACUUACAAUUAGUAAAUCUCUAAUAUCUUCACCAAUGUGAAUCACCCUGCAGAUAUCGAAGGUUUAUGGACAUUCAUUCAUUACUCACACAAUCUUAAUAAGGAAUAGAGUGUAUCUUUCAUUUAAUUUGGUAAUGAUAAGCCAGUAAGGUCAGUGUAAUAGAGUGUUCAAGUGAUACCAACUAUUUUGAAGUUCUAUUUGGGAGGUCGACACUUGACUUACAAGGGAUUUAAUGGAUAGAUAAGUGGGGCCUAUGUUAGUGUGAAUAAAGGCAUUUAUAUUGAUAAUGAGGAGAAGUUCCAAGAUUUAUUAAAAUCUAUUCCUCAACCUACAACAUACAGAGCAGAACUGAUUCAAAACUUGUUGGUGGAGAAAAGCACAAGAUUUGAGAUGAAUUCAGAAGCGAAGCAAUUUGAGUUUGAGAAUUAGAAAUUCAGUGGAGAAUACUCUUGGAGUGGUUGGUUCAAAUGGUCGAGUGUCAUUUAAAAUGCAUGGCAUUUGGCUGUUAGGUUGUCUACACUUGAGAAUUAUGAAAAUAAAAAUAGUUUGGGAGACAGAACAUUAUGUUUAUGGAUAGGAUAGUAAGCAGGUGGAAUCCUUUAUUUCUCUACUUACACUUACACAGAUUUAUAUGGAUCGGGAAAUCCAAACAGUGUUUAAAAUGUUCAAUACAAGGAUGAUAUUGCAAAAUGGCAUUUUAUUUAUUUUGGAUAUUCAAGAGUUUAAUAGUUGGCUUAUGGUAAAGUUGAGUUUGGGUAUAGAAAAGAAUAAGUCAAUUUUGAGCAUCACCAUCAUUAUUUACCAAACAAAUUCUUUUUGUCAGUAGGCAAAGACAAAUGGCAUGAUCCUUAUUUAGGCAAUAUAGCUUAUUUGAGAUUCCAAUCAGGAUAAGGAGCAUUUUAUUAAGGAGAAUUCAAAGAAGUCAAAGAUGACUUAUUUGGUAAUAAAUUAGGAUCAAUGGAAUUAUUGAAAUCUAAGAUUAAAUUCGAUAUUGAUAAGGAUGCUAUCACUAAAAUGUUUGCAUCUCCAUAAGUGGACUAAAAGGAACCAAUAUUCUCUAAAAUAUUUAAUGAAGAAGAAUUGGACAAUGUAUCUGAAUAUGGAUAUGGAUUUUGGUGUAGAUUUUUAACUAGAUAUCCAACCUAACUUAUUGAGGGAUUAAAAGCAGAUUGGUCAUUCAUAUCAAGAUUGACUAAAAAUUAAAAUAAAGGGGACAUGAAUUAUGGCGAUAGAACUUUGGCCAUUUGGUUGGGUAAGGGAUUCUAUCAUUUCACAACUUACUCCCACAAAUAUGCAAAUGUAGUUCAUAAUAUUGAUCAUCCUGCAGAUAUUGAAGGAUUAUGGACAUUUAUCUAUUUUUCACAUAAUCUAUACAAAAAAGAAAGUGUAGCCAUGAUUAAAUUUGGAGAAGGCAAAGUAAUCAAGGGAGUGAUUCCAGCUAUUCAUUAAGCUCCAGCCUUCUUGUAAUUAUAUGUAGGUGGUAAUAAUAUGAAAUAUGCUGCCUAUAAUGGGUAAUUUGCAGGUAUACUGUUUUCGAUUGGAGAAGGAAUCUUCUUGUCUGAUGAGUCAGAUUUGAUAAAAAUUAUUAGAUAAAUUGAAAAAAGCCAAAUGAUUAUAGUUUGGAAGUUGACUACUAAAGAUAUGAUUGCAAAACCCAAGUAAUCCUUUGUUGCUUAGGAGACAGUAUUUGAUGAUGUUCCAUUGGUUGGACAAUAUUCUUGGAGUGGUUGGUUUAAAUGGAAAUAGAUGGGAUAGCAAUUCCCUUGGUAUCUAAUGGUUAGAUUAGCAAUAAUUAGGAAUACUAGUGACAUCAAAUUAUUGGGAGAUAGAACCUUAAUGGCAUUUAUGGGUCAAGGAUACAUUCACUUUACAACUUACACCUAUAAAAAUAUAUAUGGAGAUGGUACACCAAAUAUUUGGUAGAACAUAAAUCACGACGGAGAACACGUUUAGUGGCAUUUUGUAUAUUUUGGUUAUUCAAGAGCGUAAAAAUUGGCUUACGGAAAAAUCUAUUUUGAUGAUAGGGUUGAGUCUGUUUCAUUCAAGGAUACUAAUCAUUUCGUUCCAAAUUUGUUUGCUUUAACAAUAGGAAAGGAUAAAUGGUUUAAUUAAUAUAAUGGAGAUAUCGGAUACUUUAGAUUCAAUGCAGGAGAAGGUGCUUUCUAAAUGGAAAAUCACGACAAAGCUUAGAAUGAUGUAUUUGCUUUCAAAAUUGGAAGAAUUUCAACUAUCAAUCCAAAUAAGCCUCCUCCUGAGGAAGUCAGAAAGCAAGAGUAUUUUGACAAUUCUUUGGAUAGCGAAACAGUCUAUACAUUUGAGAUAUCAAAAGAUAUUUAUGAGUAAGGUUCAUAUUCACAUGUUCCUGAAAUAAUUGGAGGAAGGGGAGAGAUUACUAAGAAUGACGAGUAAAUUGAGGAGGAGAAAAAAGCAAUUGAGAGAUAAGAGUAGUAAUUGAAGAAAGAAGCCGAGAAGUUUUAGAAUGAAAAAUCAGUUGGAAUCAUUGAAAAUCAUUAUUAGUUCCCAGAUUAGGAUAAAUAAAGAGUGAUAUCAGAUGAGGCAGUCGAUAUUGUUAAAACUAAUUCAGAAUAUCCAAAGAAAGAUGGAGAUCCAUCAAAUAAAUCAUAAUAGUAGUAGCAGGAAUACAAAUCAGAUUGGGAUGGAUUAAGGUUCUAUGGAUAUGGAUUCUAUUUGAGAUAUCUUACUAUGUAUCCUCAAUAAUUGAGAGAUGGUAAAAAUGCUCCUUAUUAUUUCGUAUCACGAUUAACUUGGAAUCCUUAGCCUCAAGAUAUUGGUAUGGGAGAUAGAGUGCUAAGCAUAUUCUAAGGAUAAGGAUCUUACAGUUUCCAUACUCUAGACAGACCAUCCAAUAAUCCUAACUUAAGAACAAUUAUUCCAUAUGGUGAUAUAGAUGGAGUUUGGACAUUUGUCUAUUUCAGUUACUCUCAAGUCGAUAAGAAGGCUGUGGCAUUUAUCAAGUAUGACGACAGUGCUGAAAUAUACAGAAGGGACAUUGUUUGUAAUCAUGGGGAUGUUGAAUAUUUAAAGCUGAUACUUGGAGGAAAACAAGGGAUAUAUUAAGGAUUCAAUGGUUAAAUUGCCAAUUAUGCAUUUAAGUAUGGCAAGGGAGCGUAUAUAAAUGAUUUUGAGUUGUACAAAAGGAUUCUAUCAAAUCGAAUUCCUCAUCCUGUGGCUGAUGAUUAUAAAUUCAAUCAAAUCAAAAUUAUUGAAACUUAAGCUGGUUUCAAAGGAGAUGAAUAAACUGAUAGUAUUAAAGAAAUAGAGAGUCACUUCUAAAACGAAUAUGCCAUAAGUGGAUGGUUGAGAUGGGAUUAACCAAUUGGAGUCCCAUACUUUGCUCUUUUUAGGUUGAGUGGAUUUAAAGUAGAAGAUAACAACGAUUCUAAAUUAGGAGAUAGAGACAUGAUGCUAUUCAAACAUACCUAAUAUUACAUAUUCUAGUCUUACAAUUAUCAUAAUUUGAAUGGAGGAGGAGACUUUGCUAUUAGUUGGCAAGUGAAUCAUCAAGAAUGGGAGUAAUUCUGGCACUUUUUCUAUAUUGGCUAUAAACGAGAGAGCAAACAACUCUAUUAUUAUGUCUCAUUCAUUGAUGACGAAUUCGAUCAAGUGCAUAAUAACAUCCAUCAUUACAUCGUUCAUAAACACUAUCUCCAAUUCGGUAGAGACUACAGUAAAUUCUACAGCAAACAUAGAGGAUUCACAGGAUAAGCAACUCAAGUCUUAUUGAGUUAUGGCAAAGGAUCUUUCCAAACCAAACCCUUUAAUAAUGAUAUCUUCAUGUAUCUGAAAGGAGUCAAAGAACUCUUCUCCUCUCUAGAAUUAAUCACAAGAGAGAGUGAUCGAAAUAAAUUGUUGAUUGGUGAUGCCAACAAGCAAGGCACUCUAAUGGAUCUAGAAAUUAAUGAUGGUACUGAUUAUAACAUUAGAGGAUUGAAUGAGUAUGGAUGGGCCUUAUGGUGCCGAUGGUCUAGGACAUUAACUCGCCCUAUUCAAUAUAAAGAUGCUUGGUACUCACUUGCUAGAAUUGCCAACAGGAAAGGACAUCAAGAUCUAUAAGUCCCAGGAGAUAGAACCUUAGCCACAUGGAUAGGCAUGGGAUUCUAUCUCUUCAGUACCUACACCAGAGGAGUCUUACAAUUGACUGAAUCAAUUCCUUAUGGAAAAUUUGAAGGAUAAUGGAAUUUUAUUGUGUUUUCCUAUCGUAAAAAUUUGGCCAAGGCUAGUGUUUUGUUUGGACAAGACUCCACCAUUGUAGAGAAAGAGUUUAAGGUCAAGCACAACAUGAUUAAGGAUUAUUUAAGGUUCGUUGUGGGUUCAGAGUUUGGCUAUAAAUUCUUUAAUGGCCAUGUAGUAAAUAUCUAACUUAGAAUGGGUAGCGGAGCUUAUCUAAGCAAGGAAGAAAUAGUGAUCAUUGCUAAUGGAGAGUUGGGAUUACCUGCAGAAUCCAAAUAUGAUUAGACUAGAAAAUCUAUUGAAAUUGUGAAGGAUCGAAUUCCUAAUUCUGGGCAAGGCAGAGAAUUCGAUAUUAAAGAAGAUGUUGCUUAAGGGAAAUUGGAGUAUUCAAUAUCUGGAUGGGCCAAAUGGGUGGAUAUCCCAGCCAUUUAACCUUUGUAUAUGUUAUAUCGUGUGGCAUAUUAUGAUUACAAUGAGUUGUUGAAUUUGCAAAUCCCAGGAUCAAGAGUCUUUUAGUGUCAUAAGGCUUAUGGAUACUAUCAUUUUAAUACAUAUACAGUGGAUUAGGAGAAUGGAGGAGCAUGGUAAAUCGUGAAGAAUGUUGAUUACGACAUAACGUAACAUAAAAAUUGGGUAUUUUUCUAUCAAGGCUAUUCUCAUUAAAAGCAGUAGGUUCAUCUUUAUAUAAAAUUCCCAGGAUUCGAAGAACAUUAUACCUUUAUUAACAUUAAUCAUUUUAUUCCUCAGAGAUUUAAGGUUCAUUUUCUAUUGGAUAGAUGGAAUCCAGGAUUUAAUGGGUUCCUUGAGAGUUGGUACUUUAAUGUGGGUUCUGGAUCUUAUAAGGAAAGUGGAUAUGGCAUAGGUGAAAAUACAGAAACUACAUUCGGAUUUGGAUUGCAUAAACCAGCUCAACCCAAGAAUUGGCAAUUUAAUGAUAAUUAUGCUUGUGGAUUUACAUAAUAAAAUGUAGGUUAAGAAGUGGAAUAUAAGGAUGAUCUACAAAUAGAUGGAUUAGUUGAAUAUGGCUAUGGUAUGUGGACUAGGUUUGCCUGGAACACUCCAAUUAAGAUGAUCAAUAAACCAACAUGGACGGCAUUAUCAAGAUUGACAGUUAACCCAAAUUAUUAAGGAGAUGCUGGUUAAUUGGGAGACAGAGCUUUGGCUAUAUGGGUUGGACCUGGAUACUAUCAUUUUACAACUUCAACUAGAGGAAAUUACAAUGUAGUACAUAACAUAGAAUAUAAUCAAAUGUUGGAUGGAUAAUGGAAUUACAUUUGGUUUGGAUAUAAACGAAUAAAUGAUAAGUUGGGCACUGCCAUUGGAUAUGUUGCUUUUGAUGGUCAUUUAAUUAGAAAGACUAAUUUGGGUAAUAUUCUUUAGUAACCAUUAAAUGACUACUUAUAUUUAGCAGUAGGAAGCUCAGGAAGAUACUUUUUAGAUAGGUAUCAUCAAUUUAAUGGUCACAUUUAAAAAGUCUCUUUGAUAUUGGGACCUGGAGGUUUCUUUGAAAAUGAAGAUCUAUUGAGAAAGUAGAUCCCAUCUAAACCAGAAUUUUUGAGAAAUCAAAAGCAAUUUUCUAAAAUAGUAAUAGAUGAGAUGAAAAAUAUGAAAAGAGAAGAAUGGGUACCUGCACCUGUUGAAUUCGCUGAAGAGUUCGACGGGGCUUAUGAAUAUUCAGUGUCACUGUGGUUCAAAUGGACUAAAACGUAUAGAGUGGCAUGGGAAAACAUAUUCUCUGUGUCUUAUAAUGAAUAAAACAUUAGAGCUAAUCAUGCUAAACCAGGAGACAGAGUCUUAUCUAUGUUCUAAUAUGCAGAUCACAGAAUAUUCUUUAGUACAUAUACAACACCUGGUAAUCAUGAUUAAUUUGCUCAUUUAUACACUGAAUGUCCAGUAGAUAUCCCAUCAUAAUCUGAAUGGGUCUAUGGCUAUUAUGGUUAUAGCAGGGAUCAAAAUAAAGUGAUAUCCUAUUUACAAACUAAAACAUAGAAAUGCUUAAAGGCCUUAUCUUGUAUGCAUAGAGUACCUAAAUAUAUGGGAUUAUAUGUAGGCAAAGAUGGAAUUCAUACUCCUUACAAUGGUAAAUUCAGCAAAUUGUAUUUUAUGGGUCAUGCUGGAUCCUACAUUGAAGGAAAUUUCUAAUCUUUUGGACCUUUUGCUGCUGGUGGAAUAUCAAUAACAAAGCCAGCCUAUUUCUGGAGUGACUGGAAGGAAAGAUUUGAGAUUGCUUAUGAUUAAAAUAAAGUAAUUGAAUUAAAAGCAGAAGAAGUUGAUGAAUAAACUUCAUAUAGCAUAGGCAUGUGGACGAAAUAUUUCACUGCUAUUCCAAAAAGAUUGCUUCAAAAACCAGAUUGGCUUCAUCUUGCUAGAUUAACAAUCAAUCCUAAUCAUAAAAAUUAUGAAAAUGUUGGAGAUAGAACUUUGGCCCUUUUUAUUGGAAGAUCAUACUAUGGGUUCUUUACUUAUAACUCUGCUAAUAACAAUCCGAAUAUUGUGUAAAAUAUUAGAUACGAUGAUAAUUUUGAGGGUGAAUGGAACUUCAUCUAUUUCUCUUAUAAUUCUGAAUUACAGUUGGCAACUGGCUUUGUAAAAUUCAGUAAACUCGAUAAGAUUUAAAGAAUUCAAUUCAGAGACAUUUAACAUAAACCUAUUGAUAACUAUGCAAAAUUGGUGAUUGGAAGUGAGUUCUAAUAUCAAGGAUUUAAUGGAUAAAUAGCCAGUCUAUAGCUAGGAUUUGGCAAGAAAUUCUAUGUUCAUGAUUCAGAUGCACUAAAUAAAAUAAUUCUGGAAUUCUUCAAGCCUCCUGGAGAAGAUGAGGACGAUAACAGAAAAGUCAAUAUUGUAGAGGAGGUGAAAGAAAGAGCAUUCAAUAAUGGACCUGAAUACAGAGAAAUCUUAGAUUAGAAAGGUGCAGAGGAGUAUGCCAUGUAUGGAUGGUUUAGAUAUACAAGCACAGCAUUGAAGACACCCAAUAAUUGUAUAAUGAGAUUAACAAAUAAUGAAUAAGGUUAUAGAGGUGAAAUAAGUAGAGUUGGAGAUAGAACAUUAUUAGUAAUGUUGUAGCCAGGUGAAUAUGUAUUUGCAACUUAUUCACUUGGUAAUAUUGAUAACGGGUAAAUUGUGAAUAUUCGAAAGCCAACUCCCUAUAAAACUAAUCUAGGUCUUUGGACUUACAUUUACUUUGGUUAUCACUUUUAAAAAAGAAAAGCAUCAGGAAUCAUCAAAUAUCCAAGUGGUUAUGCUUUAGUUCCAUACGAUAAUGUAUUACACAUGGUUCCAAAUUAUUUAUUAUUCUUCUUCGGUGGAGAUGGAAUGCUUGGAGGAUGGCACGGUUAGAUGCAGAAGGUGAACUUGUUAUUUGGCAGAGGAUCUUUCGUUGAUUCUACUAAAGGAAACUUUGCAGAGAAAUUGCCAAAUCUCUAGGGAGUGGAAUCUAAGCCUUUGAUUUGGGAUGGAAUAGACAAUAAAAUAAUAGAAGUGCCAUUACCUGACAGACCAGCAUUAGAUAUUGUAUUUAAUAAAGAGGUAAAUGGAUUCAUCGAAUAUGGAUAUGGAUUGUGGACUAGAUGGUUGACUACUAUUCCAAAGAGAAUUGUAGAAAAAGCUCCAUUUCACUAAUUGAUUAGAUUAUGCAGUACAGAGUAAUACGAGGAUGCUGCAUAAUUUGGAAAUAGAGUUUUGGCUAUUUGGGUGGGUAAAGGUUAUUAUCACUUUACAACUUACAAUAAGAUUGGAAAUAAGAUCUCCACUUCUUAGAAUAUCAAUUAUGAUGACAAUUUAGAAGGAGAAUGGAAUUACAUUUACUACUCUUUCUCUAAUAAGUAAUAAGCAAGAGCUGUUGGAUUUGUAUAUUUCAGUGAGUAAUCAGGUACAGCUAUCUCUCGAGUUGAGUUUUUAAAUUUAGAACAUGUGGCUCUUAAUGGUUAUGCUAGGGUUGUGGCUGCAAAUAAGGAGUUUGGUUAUUAGCCAUUCAAUGGAAUGAUUGCAGAUUUGCAAAUUCAUUUAGGAAAUGGAUUUAUAGGUUCUAGAGAGUAAUUGAUCAAAGAAAUCAUUCAACUUAAUCCAAAGCCAUCAAUGAAUAUUUAAUCUAAAAUGGAUGUUAAUUUGAUUAAUACUGAAGUCAUCAUAAAACCAGAAGAAAAGAAAGAGAUGAAAUACAAAUAUGAUUAAUACAAAGGAGUAAAUGAAUAUGCAGUAUCUGGUUGGUUGUAAUCUAAAGUAAUGGGUUUGACAGAUGCUUAUAGAAAUGUAUUUAGAUUGACUAUCAAUCCCCCAGAAUUCUAGAAAGAUAAAUAAAAUGCAGGAGAUCGAACUCUAUCCUUGUUCUAAAGUAAGACUAAGCUAGCAUUUUCAACUUACACAUAUGGUAUAUUUGAUACAUAAGGAGAUGAUAGCAAUGAAUUUAAUCGAAUCAUCAAUUCUGGAAAUAGUAAUGGUGAAUGGGUAUUUGUUUACUUUGGAUACUAAUUCAAAUCGAAAGAGGCCUUUGCAUAUACCCUUUUCUUAAAUCGAUAGGAUAGUGCUCAAUUUAAUAACAUAAAACACUUUGUUCCUAAUUAAUUCUUCUUCUAUUUAAGUAAUGAUGGAUAUUAUCCAAUUUUCGAUGGUAGCUUAUUUGAUUGGAAUCUUUACUUUGGAGAAGGUGCAUUCAAUAAGAAACCGAAACAGAUCAUUAAUCAAUGGCCUAUUGAACCUAUUGGCGAAUUUGAAGGUGUCAUAUCAGCACUCUUAUCAAAUUAAGGUUUGAAUUCUAUGAAAAUAAUAAGACCUGAAAAAAAGGAAAAUGAAGAAAUUGUCUUUAAAAAUAAUUUCCCUAAAUCUGGAACGAUAUCUGGAAAUCCAGCUCCUCGUUCUGGCAAAGGCAAUAUCUUAAACUAUUGUUAAAUAACCUUAAUCAGGAUAGUUUGA